Messenger RNA from Geodia barretti, 329 nucleotides. Lineage: Eukaryota; Metazoa; Porifera; Demospongiae; Tetractinellida; Geodiidae. The record is from the annotation of a GenBank genome assembly.
UUCAGUUCUCUCUCACUCUCACCACCCACAGCACCACUAUCCUUAUGCGGUGGUGGGUAUACACGUGAUAGAGAUGAUCCACGGUUGGUUGCGUGACUCGCGACUACACAGCUACCUCUACACCACCUGCACAGACUGGCCACCCGCCACAGAAGAACUGAUGGAAAUGUACUGUUACCUGUUUUACCAGUUUGACCAGUUCUGGGAGCAGAAGAAGCCGGAGAACGUGAUGGCCUUUGUACCCAUCAAAGAAGAGUUCAAGAAACUGUACGAGGAGCAGCUGGCACAAACUCCGCCCACAAUCAUUAUGAGACUGUAACAAGUUUUUU